UAUGUAUGGUGUAUGGCAUUUGACAAUACAAUCUAAAAAACAUGGAGGGUAUAAUGUUAGUGAAUUGUCUGAUCUCAUCUCAGAAUUGAAGAAUACAAUCUAACCUCACAUAACCUUCAAUGUUUUAAAUAUUUUUACAGAAGAAGAGAUGAAUACAUUUAAUUAAACAAUACAUUAAAAGUAUUCUGAAUUUACUAUUGAAUUUAAUAUUGUCAAUGAUAUUCAUUAAGUUUAAGAUUAAAAUGGGUAUCUAAUAUCAUACUAUAGUAUAUUAGAUUACUUAUAAAUAUAUAGAAAGCAUAAUAUACAUUUUUAUUCAUUCAGAAAUUGGAUAAAAUAACAAUUAUGACAUAAGAUUUAAAUGACCCUUCAAUUUUUAAAAAUUUAAGAAGAUAUUUAAAUAAGUUUUAUCCUCUUGUCGAAUAAGAAUCAUAAUUAGAAAGUAGAUAAUUUUAUGUAAAUAGACUUUUGAUUUUUGAUUUCUUUAUAAUAGGUAAUCAAUAUUAUUACUAAUUAAUAGAUAAAUAGAAUAAUAGUCAAUAUACUAAUAUAAUUAGUGAUAUAGAAAAGAGUAUAUUAAAAUUAUAGAAUUAUUUUGGAUUGCCAACAGAUAAUAUAAGAAUAAACUAUAAAUUUAUAGAUGCUUUAAACAUUGAAAUUGUUUAAAAUCAAACUAUGUUAGAGAAACAAAAAAUAAAUAAUUUUUUAGAUUAAUCAAAAUAAUAACAUAAUAUGAAUUGGAAAGAAUAUUUCCAAAUGAAUAUUUUAACUAUUUUAACAGAUGAUAAUGUUUCAAUAGAUUUAGAUAAUAGUGAAAAUGUAUAAUUUUAUUUUUCAGAACCAUAAAAUUUUAUGUUUUAAGUAAAUUCUUAAUAGAUGUUGUUUAAAAAUAUAUUUAAUACAUUUAUAUAAGUUUUUUAGUUGGAAGACUAAUAGGAAAUUAUGAUUGAGAAUUAAGAUUUUAAACCAACCUUAGAAUUAAUUAGAGAUUACUUUUAGAAGAGAGAAUUAUAUAGACAUAUUUUAAAUUUCAUAAAAGAAUUACAAUAUAUUCAAUUUAUUUAAUAGGAAGGAGAAUAUAAAAUAAGUCUGAAGAGUUAAAAAGAAUUUGAAAAUCGAGUCUAAUAUAUUAAGGAUACAUUAAAUAAUAAGAAUAUAAGUAAAACAGAUACAGUAAAUAUUUUGAUUGAUGAUUCCUUUUCUGAUCUUGAUACUUUUUCUUUUGAAUACACGUAAAAAUAUAAAUAAAAAUAAUUAGUUUGGGAAUGUAUUUACCUUUGAUUUUACCCUUUGCAUAUCCAAUAUUAUUGAGUAUAUAUGAUGAGUUGUCAAGUAAAUGAUAAUAAAAUGAAUUAUUUAUUAAUAUUGCUUUAUAUAUAUUAAAGUACCAUAUUAUCAUUAUUUACAAUCAUAAUCCCAAUUUUAUUAGCAGAAAAGGGAUGUACAUUUGAAUAAUAAGGUAUGUAUUCAUUAAUCAGCUAUCCAUUUUAUUUUAAGUUUUUGUUUGCACCAAUUAUUGAUUUGUAUCAAUUUUAAUUCCUAGGCAAAAGGAAAAGGUAAUUAUUCAAAUUUAUAAAGCAUAGUUAUAUUUUACCAAUAAAUUUAUUAUUAUCAGUAAUACUUUUGUAUUUAUCCAGAAUUGACAUUUUAACAAAUUAUCAUAUUUUAUGGAUAUUUGGAUUCAUUUUGUGUUUGUUUUUAGGAAUUCAAGAUAUUGCAAUUGAUGGAUUGGCAACUGAUUUAUGUAAAUAAUAAGGAGAAAGUGCUGCAUUAUUAUAAAAUAUUGGUUUUACUAUUGGAAAUUCAUUUCUUGGAAACUUUUUAUUUAUUGCCUUGUAUUCAUCUUAGCAUUGCUCACUUGAAACAUUUUUUAUGAUUUUAUCAAUAUUAGGUUUAAUAUUGACUAUUAUCUUAUAUUUAUAUCUAUUUGAAUAGGAGGAAUAAUACAAAAGGACAACAAACUUUUAAGAUUUAAAAAGUGUGAUAAAAUCAUUUUUUAAAAAUGAAAACAUGAUUACAUUUUCAUUAUUGAUCUUUUUUGAAAGGUAUAUAUAUAAUGAGAUAGAUUAGAACUGCAUUGUCAUCUUUGGAUGCAACAUUUAGAUUAAAAUUAGUACAAUUCAAUAUCAAUAAAACUUACAUUUCAUUUAUAGAUACAAUUAUAUUGCCAUUGAAAAUAGCAACUGGAUUAAUAUAUCACUAAUACUUUUAUAAAUAUGAUUUUAAGUAUAAUAAUGUAAUAUAUAUAUAUAGAUAUUAUGGAAAUAUUUAAUAUUUGAGAUUAAUUUCAACAUUUUUUGCAAUUAUAACAUUAUUGUUAAUUGAUAAAUUUGAAUUAGAUGGUCCAUACAGUUAUAUUGCCAUAUUCUUUUCAAAUAUGUGUUGGUGGAUUUUAUUUAACAUUACAUACAUUGUUAGAGUAUAAUUGACAUUUAUAUAAAAUUAAGGGUAACUUUUAAAUGAAAAUUACUACUCCUGGAGUUGAAGCUACAACAUUGACAAUUCUUAAUAGUAUCAGUCAAUUAGGAGUUAGAUUGGCAUUUUCAAUAAAUUUGAUAAUGGCCAAUUAUGUAAAUUAUUAUUGGCUGUUAUGUGCUGGAUGGAUUAUACAUUUGCUUUAUUGCUUCAGAUACUCAGAAACCUAUAGAAAUUUGUACAUGUAACCCAUUCAAAUGUGGUAUUUAAAUAAAUAAAUAAAAUAAAUUUGA
Paramecium pentaurelia is the source of this 2708-nucleotide messenger RNA. The record is from the annotation of a GenBank genome assembly. Lineage: Eukaryota; Ciliophora; Oligohymenophorea; Peniculida; Parameciidae.